AUGCAAACCAUCUUGAUGGUGUUAUUGGCUGUGGUGGUAUUGAUUGCUACCUUUGUGGUGAGGCGAUUGUUUUCCCUCCAUAAAAUCCACUCGAAAAUUAAGCACAUUCCGGGGGUGAUGCAAGUAUUCGAACUUUCUCCGAUAAGAAUUCCCUUCUUGUCCACUCAUCUCUAUCUAACAAGUGAUGAGGAUUUGGAUAAGGCUUGUUUGUUGUAUGGAGAUGCAGAAACUCAAACUUUGAGUAUUGCUACUUCUACUACACCACUCGUUUUUAUUAGUGAUCCGAAAAUGUUGAAGGAAUAUUUCAUUACUAAGGGUCAUUUGUUUGAGAAACCAGGAUAUGAGGUGGUGAAUUUCUUUGGAGAGGAUAAUAUUUUGACAGCUACUAAUACUGAAAAAUGGAAGAAACAUUACAAGAUUUGUUCGGCAGCUUUCACACCAAAGAAUUUAAUGUAUGUGUGUAAGGUUGCUGACAAGUCUUGUGAUUUAUUGUUUGAAAUUUGGAAUGAGAGAUUGAAAGAGAAUGGAUCUAUGAUUUUGGAUGUAAAUGAAUAUUCGAAUCUUACAUUGGACGUUUUGGGAAAAGCUGCUUUUAACAUUGAUUUUGGUUUUUAUUCCAAUAAUGAAGAGGGUAGAUACUUUAGACAAAGUAUGGAGAAACUAAUUUCACCGCAAGCUGUUCUUUCUUUUGCUUUCUUUGGGAAUAUUCCUUUCUUAUUCAAGUUAGCAAACAGAGUGAUGGGUGUUCAAGCAGCCACUGAUCAUUGCAGCGAUUAUUUAGACAAGAUAAUUGAGCAGAGAAAGAAGCUAUUGUCUACUGGUGAAAUUUUGGAUACUGAUGAAGGAAGUGAUUUACUGACACUACUUGUUGGAGCUAAUGUAAAGGAAGAAACCAUUACAAAUAAUCAAUUGAAGAGUAAUACACUGUUGCUAUCAACGGCUGGACACGAAACAACUGCUAAAACAUUGUCUUGGGUUUCUUAUCGUUUAUCUAAACAUCCAGAAAUUCAAAGUAAAUUAUGGAAAGAAGUUGAUGAAGUAUUGCAAGGUAGAAAUCCAACCUAUGCCGAUCUUCCAUCUUUGCCAUAUGUCAAUGCGAUUAUCACUGAAUCUUUAAGAUUGAAUCCACCUGUAUAUCACUUGGGAAGAAUUGCCACUAAAAAUCUCACCCUUGGAAAGUAUGAUAUUCCAAAAGGAACUAUGGUUCAAGCUUUCAUGUCACGAGUUCAACAGAGAGAAGAUAUUUGGGAAAAUGCCAAAGAAUUCAUACCAGAAAGAUUCCUCGAUCCAAAAGUGAAAGACAGUUAUCAGCACAACUUUACGUAUGCUGCAUUUAGUUUGGGAAAUAGACAAUGUUUAGGAAAGCAUUUUGCCAUUUUGGAGGCUGCCACUAUUUUGUGUAAAUUAGCUCAAAAGUAUGAAUUCAAAUUGUUGAAUGAUGAGAGUGUUGAUCCAGUGGGUGUUUUCAAAUUGCCAGUUGCCAAACCAACAUCAAACAUGAAGGUUCAAGUCUCUUUGAGAAAGUAA
This is a messenger RNA of Naegleria gruberi, 1527 nucleotides long. RefSeq lists its product as uncharacterized. NCBI's taxonomy places the organism in Eukaryota, Heterolobosea, Eutetramitea, Acrasida, Naegleriidae. The record is from RefSeq and is a predicted model, not a curated record. Gene Ontology annotation, molecular function: heme binding; iron ion binding; monooxygenase activity. The transcript has 3 exons. Bases 1 to 1527 code for a protein of 508 amino acids.